AUGGCCGGCGCGCCGGCCACCACCGCCGCUGCCGUCGUGCCGUCGCUCCCGGCGCUGCGCGACGGCGGCGUGGGCGGCCGCGGGUGCUGGGAGGACGGCGCGAUCUCGCUGGGGCUGGUGGCGGUGCAGCUGGCCGGCGCGGCGUACAUGGUGGUUGUGACGCCGGUGCUGGCGCUGGGCCUGGACCCGCUCUUCCUCGUCGCCUUCGGCAGCCUCACCACUGGGCUCCUCACCCUCCCCUUCGCCCUCAAGGUCGAGAGGAAGAAAUGGCCGUCGGAGCUGAACAACCGGUUGCUUCUCCAGUUUGUCUUGCUGGCUCUGGGAGGGGUGACUGGAUUCCAGGCACUGAUGCUUCACGGCAUGAAUAUGACAUCCCCGGCCAUCGCCUCUGCCAUGCCCAACCUCGCACCCGGCUUCAUCUUCGUCAUCUCUGGCUGCCUCGGGUUUGAGAGGGUUGAUCUCAAGUGCCGCUACACGAAAGCCAAGAUCCUCGGGACCGUGCUCUGCCUGGGGGGCGCCGUCGCCAUGAGCGUCCUGCAGAGCCCGGCCGUCCCACCAGGGCACGCGCUGCACAGAUCAAUGGACCGCGCCGCCGUCGCAAGGCCGCACCGGGACUGGGUCGUGGGCUGCCUGUGCCUCCUGGGCGCAGUGCUCGUGCUCUCGGGCACGAUCGUCCUGCAGGCUGUAACCAUGCUCCAUUUCCCCUCGCCGUUCACGCUCUGCUCCGUGACGUCGCUGAUCGGAGCGGUGCUGACGGCGGCGUUCCAGGUGGUCACCACAGGGAGGCUCAGCCUCGGGACGCCCCAGAUCAGCCUUGAGAUCGUCCUCUCCCUCGUUCUUGUGGGCGGGCUGGUGAGCUCGGCGUGCAUCACGUUCCAGACGUGGGCGCUGGAGAAGAAAGGGCCGGUGAUGGUCUCCAUGUUCAGCCCAACGCAGACCGUCGGCUCAGCCAUCUUCUCCACGAUCUUCCUCGGGCGGGUCAUGCAGACAGGAAGCAUGCUGGGGAUGGUUUUCCUUUUCUCCGGUCUAUAUGUGGUUCUGUGGGCAAAGAAAAAAGAAGGGCAGGUUCUUGCUGCAGACAGGAUGGCGACGGAUCAACAAGACAACGACGACGAUAUGGAGAAGCCGCUGCUGUUUCGAGAUUAGCUUUGCUUCUCUUUCUAAUAUCAUGCUGCUUUAGAAUAUCUCAGUCAAGGUACAGAAAUUGCAAGGAAUGUAUAGGCUAUAGUGGUAUAGUCCUCUCCAUUUGAAUUUUGUUAGGAAGCAUCUGGAUGCUUGUUUGUAGUGAACGAAUACUG
Phragmites australis (common reed) is the source of this 1298-nucleotide messenger RNA. Its product is annotated as WAT1-related protein At5g47470-like. Bases 1 to 1146 code for a protein of 381 amino acids. Lineage: Eukaryota; Viridiplantae; Streptophyta; Magnoliopsida; Poales; Poaceae. The record is from RefSeq and is a predicted model, not a curated record. The transcript is spliced from 7 exons. Gene Ontology annotation, molecular function: transmembrane transporter activity. Gene Ontology annotation, cellular component: plasma membrane.